This is a messenger RNA of Lycium ferocissimum, 6183 nucleotides long. RefSeq names its product histone acetyltransferase HAC1-like. Gene Ontology annotation, cellular component: histone acetyltransferase complex; transcription regulator complex. The transcript is spliced from 17 exons. The record is from RefSeq and is a predicted model, not a curated record. NCBI's taxonomy places the organism in Eukaryota, Viridiplantae, Streptophyta, Magnoliopsida, Solanales, Solanaceae. Bases 400 to 5616 code for a protein of 1738 amino acids. Gene Ontology annotation, biological process: positive regulation of transcription by RNA polymerase II. Gene Ontology annotation, molecular function: chromatin DNA binding; transcription coactivator activity; histone acetyltransferase activity.
CAAGCUUUCCAAUUCCACCCUUUGACUCUAUCGUUUCAACGAUUCCCAACUCUCCUUUUCGUUCUCAUCAUCGCUAUUUCAUCCUAACUACGGUCAGCCAAUCUCCACCGUUGCCGCCAUCUCCGCCGAACCUCCGAUCACCGUCGAUCUUUACAGGCUCGUUAAUUUGCCGAACCUAAUCAUUAUCUUCUUCAAUAGAGGUUACUAUUAUUCAUUAAUGCUCAUAGAAAUCUAAGGUGAAUUUUAGCAUUACGGAUAUCGUAAACUUAUUUCACGGCAAACUGGUUGGAUGAGCGUAUGCCCACCCAGCUUACAAAGUGUGGGAUUCUCAUCUAUUUAAUGGAAUGCUAAUAGUAUGUGCUAUGAAGUGCAUGUUUGUUAGAAGGAUACAAGAUAAAAAUGAAUUUGCAGCAUAUGGCAGGGCAGAUCUCAGGGCAGGUUCCAAAUCAAAGUGGCACUUCUCUGCCUGGGCUACCCCAGCAGAGCGGAAAUCCUUUCUCUAUGCAGAUGCAAAAUCCGGUUGUCCAUAGUAAUAUGCCAAAUAUUGAGCCUGAGUACUCGAAAGCUCGAAAUUUUAUAUCAAAUAAGAUCUACGAGUAUCUCAUGCAGCGGCAGCAAGCCCAUGAGAAACCUCCAAAGAAGGUUAUGGAUAUAGUUAAACGCUUGGAGGAGGGCUUGUUUAAAAGUGCCUCAACAAAGGAGGAGUAUUUGAAUCUAUCAACUUUGGAGAACCGCUUACAUGGCCUGAUUAAAGGCCUUCGGAUGAACACUCAAAAUCAACGAUUCUCUCGAGUUAGCUCUUCUGGCUCCAUUGGUACAAUGAUACCAACUCCAGGCAUGGCGCAAAGUGCGAAUUCGGCCCUAAUUGGAACAUCGUCUGUUGACAGUUCCAUGGCUUCUGGGAGUACCAUUGCAUCCUCUACUGUCAACACUGGAAGCUUCUUGCCAAUGGCUAAUGUGUCUUCCAGUGUGACAAAUGGAUAUCAACAGCCAACUUCCAAUUUCAUGGUCAGUUCGGGUGGGAAUAAUUUGGUGCCAUCAAUGAGUGGACAAAGAAUGACAAGCCAAAUGAUCCCCACUCCUGGGUUUAAUUCCAGUGGUGGUGCUAAUUUGAAUAAUAACUCUAGUGCACAGUCUUCCAUGAGUUUGGACUCACCCAGUAAUAUAGCUGCAUUUUCUAGUGUUGAUUCCACAAUUGUUUCACAGCCUCUGCAACAAAAGCAGCAUGUUGCUGCUCAAAACAGCCGUAUACUGCAUACAGUUGGCAGCCAUGUGGGUGGUGGAAUCAGGUCAGGAUUUCAGAAUAGAUCCUAUGGACAGUCAACAGGGCCUAUGAAUGGCGGGGGCCUUGGAAUGAUUGGAAACAAUUUGCAUUUGGUGAAUGGUUCAGCGUCUGAUGGCUAUAUACCAGCAACCACGUACGGGAACUCUCCAAAGUCGUUGCCGCAGCAUUUUGAUCAGCAACAUCAACCAUUAAUGCAAGGUGAUAGAUAUGGUAUCAGCCAUGCGGAGACUUCGGGGUCUGGAAACUUGUGUCUUCCUGUUUCUUCUGUGGGAAUGGUCAUGAAUAAUCAAAAACCUGCUGCUGUAGCCUUACAGUCCAUGUCCAAAACAAACUCUCCUUUGAUUACCAAUCAGUCAAACUUGAUUGCCUCUGGGCAGAUGCCAAAUAUAAAGGUUCAACCAGUUGAUCAGUCAGCGAAGAUGAACUUUCAGUCCCAGCAUGCAGUGGGAGAUAACCAUUUAUCUUCCUAUCAGCAUCAACACCGUCAACAGCCGCCUCAGCAGUUCCAGGAGCAACACCAACUUGUUCAAUCUCAACUCCAACAGAAGCUGCAAAAUCAGCAGCACCAAAUUUUGUCAAGGAGCAAUGCUUUUGCUCAAUCUCAUUUACCUUCUGAUCUUGGUAUUCAGGUAAAGUCUGAGCCUGGAAAUCAUGAUGAAGCUCAACAGUCUCGGGUCAAUGCUGGGCAAUUUCAGUUUUCCGACAUAAAUCAGAUUCAGCCAAAUUCUGUUGAAGACCAUUCUAAAGGUACUCAGUUGCUCCCUCCUCAGUCUAGUCAGCAGGAUAUCUGUUUGUCAGUGUCUCAGCCUUCAGAACAAAAGCAUCAAUUGUUGAAUUCACAACAGUUUGUUACUGAUUCUAAGAGUCAUUUCAGCUUUUUCUCUAAUGGGGUUCAUUCAGAUGCAGUAUUUCAGGGUCAAUGGUAUUCCAAGUCGCAAGACGGGAGUCAACUACCAGGUAGCUUCUCAGAUAAGCAAAAUUUGCAAGAGGAGUUGUGUCAGAGAACUUCCAGGAAGGAGGAAGCUUAUCCAAAUAAUUUGUCCACAGAGAGAUCACCGGUCGGUCAAGCUUUUGGUAACAGAGAAGUUGCUACAAAUAACUCAAGCAGCUCCAUCUGCAGAUUUAAUAACCUUCCUCGUGAACAACAAUAUUACAAUCAGCAGAAGUGGCUAUUAUUUUUGACUCAUGCACGUGGAUGUUCUGCUCCUGAAGGGAAAUGUGCAGAGCAGAAUUGCAUAAAAGCUCAAAAACUUGUGAAGCAUAUGGAACGAUGCAGCACUUUUGAGUGUCAAUAUCCUCGUUGCCCUGCAACAAGGGUCUUGAUUAAUCACUAUAGACGGUGCAGAGAUCUAAAGUGUCCUGUUUGCAUUCCUGUCAGGAAUUUUGUACGGGCACAGCAGAAAGUUGCUCGUCCUGGCUGUAAUUCGGAUAUGCCAAAUUCCGCUAAUGGUACUUGUAGAUCCUAUGGUGCUGGUGAAAUUGCUUCCAGGUUGACUGCCAAGCAGAGUUCAGUGCCAGUUCAAACAGAAGAUUUGCAGCCUUCUCUUAAGCGCACGAAGAUUGAGCAACCUUCUCAAUCUCUUAUCUUGGAAACUGAAAAUUGUUUUAUGUCAGUUUCCGCCGGCCAGUCUCAUGUUACCCAAAAUGCCCAGCUUGUUGAACAGCACGGCAAUGCUGUGAAAUCUGAAGUUACUGACGUAAUGAUGGAAAUUCCUGCUAUGGCUGUGCAAGUCAGUCCCGGGAGUAUUGACAUACGAAAUGACAAUUUGGAUGGUACCUGCAUUCAAAAGCCGGAUGGUGAUCCUGUUGUAUCAAGUAAUGCAGCUUCACUUGUGAAACAGGAAAAUGUUAAGACUGAGGAGGACAUUGUUCAGCCUAAACAGGAAAAUACGUCAGCACCCCCUGAAAGCACCAGUGGAUCCAAGUCUGGGAAGCCUACAAUAAAGGGUGUAUCAAUGACUGAAUUAUUCACCCCAGAGCAAGUCCGAGAACACAUUAUUGGUCUGAGGCGAUGGGUUGGCCAGAGCAAAGCAAAAGCAGAAAAAAAUCAAGCAAUGGAACAUUCCAUGAGUGAAAAUUCAUGUCAAUUAUGUGCAGUUGAGAAGCUAAAUUUUGAACCUCCGCCUAUAUAUUGUACUCCUUGUGGUGCUCGUAUCAAACGAAACGCAAUGUAUUAUACCAUUGGAACUGGUGAUACUAGACACUACUUCUGCAUUCCAUGCUAUAAUGAGGCUCGUGGAGACACCAUUGUUGUUGAUGGGACCACUGUUCCAAAGGCGAGGAUGGAGAAAAAGAAAAAUGAUGAGGAAACUGAAGAAUGGUGGGUUCAAUGUGAUAAGUGUGAAGCUUGGCAACAUCAGAUUUGUGCAUUGUUCAAUGGUAGGAGGAAUGAUGGUGGGCAGGCUGAGUAUACCUGUCCCAAUUGCUAUAUUAUAGAGGUUGAAAGAGGUGAACGGAAGCCCUUACCACAAAGUGCUGUUCUUGGAGCGAAAGAUCUGCCUCGGACAGUUCUCAGUGAUCAUAUUGAGGAACGAUUAGAUCGCGUUUUGAAGAAAGAAAGAGAGAGAAGAGCAAUACGUGAAGGAAAAAAUUCUGAUGAGGUUCCUGGUGCUGAAGGGCUCGUUGUAAGAGUUGUGUCAUCGGUAGACAAAAAGUUAGAAGUGAAAUCAAGGUUUCUCGAGGUCUUUCAAGAAGAGAACUAUCCAUUGGAGUUCCCAUAUAAAUCAAAGGUGUUAUUGUUAUUUCAGAAAAUUGAGGGUGUAGAAGUAUGCCUCUUUGGCAUGUAUGUUCAGGAAUUUGGAUCUGAAUGCGCACAACCAAAUCAUCGCCGUGUUUAUCUCUCGUAUCUAGAUUCGGUCAAAUAUUUCAGGCCAGAGAUCAAAGCAUGGUCUGGCGAGGCUCUUCGUACAUAUGUGUACCAUGAAAUAUUGAUUGGAUAUUUAGAAUAUUGCAAAAAGCGUGGUUUCACAAGUUGCUAUAUAUGGGCUUGUCCUCCACUGAAGGGUGAAGAUUAUAUAUUAUAUUGCCACCCAGAAAUCCAGAAAACCCCAAAAUCUGACAAGCUCAGAGAGUGGUAUUUAUCAAUGUUAAGAAAAGCUGUGAAGGAAAAUAUUGUUGUAGAUCUCACAAAUUUAUAUGACCAUUUCUUCAUCUCCACGGGCGAAUGUAAAGCUAAAGUGACUGCAGCUCGCCUGCCAUAUUUUGAUGGGGACUAUUGGCCUGGUGCAGCAGAGGAUAUGAUUUUUCAACUUCAACAAGAAGAAGAUGGGAGGAAACAUCAUAAGAAGGGAGCUAUGAAGAAGACCAUAUCAAAAAGAGCUCUUAAAGCAUCUGGUCAAUCUGAUCUUUCUGGAAAUGCAACUAAGGAUAUACUUCUAAUGCACAAACUUGGUGAAACUAUUUCUCCAAUGAAGGAAGAUUUCAUUAUGGUCCAUUUGCAGCACGCGUGUACUCAUUGCUGUAUUUUAAUGGUAUCCGGAAAUCGUUGGGUAUGCAAACAAUGCAAGAACUUUCAGCUUUGCGACAAGUGCUAUGAAGUUGAGCAAACACUUGAAGCCAGAGAAAGACAUCCUAUCUAUCACAAGGAUAUUCAUAUGCUUUAUCCAACUGAAAUUGAUGAUGUACCUGCUGAUACCGAGGAUAAAGAUGGCAUUCUUGAGAGUGAGUUUUUUGAUACAAGGCAGGCAUUUUUGAGCCUUUGUCAAGGAAACCAUUACCAAUAUGAUACCCUGCGGCGUGCUAAACAUUCCUCAAUGAUGGUUCUUUACCACCUUCAUAAUCCCACUGCACCAGCAUUUGUGACAACUUGCAAUAUCUGUCAUCUUGACAUAGAAACCGGUCAAGGUUGGCGGUGUGAAACUUGCCCUGAUUAUGAUGUUUGUAAUGCUUGUUAUCAGAAGGAUGGUGGAGUUGAUCAUCCUCACAAGUUAACUCCUCACUUAUCCAUUGCUGAGCGUGAUGCUCAGAAUAAAGAAGCUAGGGAACAACGAGUUCUGCAGCUUAAGAAGAUGCUUGAGCUUUUGGUGCACGCAUCUCAGUGCCGCUCUUCUCAUUGUCAAUAUCCAAACUGUCGGAAAGUUAAAGGGCUUUUCCGCCAUGGUAUACAGUGCAAAGUACGUGCUUCAGGAGGUUGUGUUCUCUGUAAGAAAAUGUGGUAUCUACUACAACUUCAUGCUCGUGCAUGCAAAGUAUCUGAUUGUCAUGUGCCACGAUGCAGAGAUUUGAAAGAACAUCUUCGGAGGCUACAACAGCAGUCUGAUUCUCGGCGGCGGGCUGCUGUUAUGGAGAUGAUGAGACAACGUGCUGCAGAGGUUGCCAACAGUGCUGGGUGACCAUAUGGUACAAGUUGUAAUGACUAUCGUUGGAAGAAAAGAUCUCGUAAUGUACAGGAAACUGCUGACGAACAUACAAGCUUGUUCAUUUCUAUUAGGCUACUCUAGAAGGAAUUGCUGUUUCUAGUUGACCAUCACUUAUAGUCGUCUCUGGGUUAUCUCCGUCGUGGACCUAGUCUUUCACUUGGUCGUCUUUGUGUUAUCUCCCAUUGUGAUGCUUGUAUCAUCCGAGUUGCUCCCGUCAACAAUUCAUCUCCGGAAGUGUAGGAUGCCGAGCAUCCCCCCGUCCGUAGCUCAUAAGUGAUUUUUUAAUUUUAUUCUGUUGUAAUCCAGCAAUAGUAACUAUUUCGAGGGCAAAUGUGCCUGUUUUCCUGAUUUAUUUUAUCAUGCAUUAAACAUGCGGAAGGACAACUGUUUUCCUUCUCGUGUGAAUAGUUAGUUGUCUCAUUCUAUUCCAUGUUCUCAGAUUGGAAUUAAUCUUGUAGAUGUUUUUUCUUUAUUUAAAAAUGCAAAGUACUUUACGAGUAGCAAGUUACAAUUCCUUAUUAAAACUGGUGUGCUUGACCA